Molecule: messenger RNA, 1605 nt
Organism: Aricia agestis (brown argus)
Lineage: Eukaryota; Metazoa; Arthropoda; Insecta; Lepidoptera; Lycaenidae
Product: dual specificity protein phosphatase MPK-4-like
Exons: 8
Coding region: 75-1274 (399 amino acids)
Biological process (GO): protein dephosphorylation
Cellular component (GO): nucleus
Molecular function (GO): protein tyrosine/serine/threonine phosphatase activity
Source: RefSeq, a predicted model, not a curated record
AUAUUUUUUUUAAUAAUUUGUACUUCAAAUACAGUAAGUAUUUUACAGAGUUAAGAAUAGCAAAAGGAUAGUAAAUGGCGAAACAAGUAGCAGAGGUCGAAAUUCACGCGGCAGACUCACAGGAGCAUGAUGAUGAUGAUAUAGAUAUCAGUGUUGAUCUCAUUGAUGAUGGAUUAUAUUUGGGUAACCUGGCAUGUGCUAGAGAUCAAAAGGCUCUGGAAUCAUUAAAAAUAACUCACAUCUUGACUAUAGAUCUGGUUCCACUGCCCAGAAGCACUCUGGCAAGACCCAACCUCACAUUCAAGUUUAUCAAACUGGCUGAUGUCCCUAAAGAAGAUCUAAUAAGUCAUUUACCAGAAAGUAUAGAUUUCAUCAAACAGGCCAUAGAGAGUGGAGGCACUGUGCUGGUACAUUGCUACUUUGGAGUAUCCAGGUCAGCUGCUGUGGUGAUAGGAUAUAUGAUGCAGAAGUAUGGUUUGUGCUACGAAGAUGCAUUUACACUGGUCAAAAGUAAGAGGAGAUUUGUGGGCCCGAACAUUGGGUUUGUGGCGCAACUGAGACUGUUUGGUCACAUGCAGUAUACAGUUAACAGAGAUGACCCCAGGUUCAAACAAUUUAGACUGAAAAUGGCUGGCCAGAAACUUAAACAAGUAAAAAUCCUACCUCAACUCUUUGCUGACUUAGUUAAGCCUGAUCCUGGACUAAUCAGGGAGCGGCCAGAUCCAAUAGUGUACAGGUGUAAGAAGUGUCGACGGAUAGUGGCCAACCAGAGUAACAUAAUACCACACAUACCUAAACAGGUCAAGAUCGAGUUGGCCAAGAAGGGCAUUAGACCUCCACCUAGUAAGUUGACCGGUCUGACUUGUGCGGAGAACGGACAGCUACUGAUUGAGAAGUUGAAGAGUUUGGCCUGCCAGAUAAUGGAUGGCGAAGAGAAGGUUAUUGAGGAUGCCAAUGGUGUUCAGGAGGAAGGUUCUAGUCAGUUCCCAGACGGCUACACGGAGACGCACAUGGUGGACGAGAGCGUGUCGCGCGACGCGAGCGCCGCCUGCCGCCUCAUGUGGUUCGUGGAGCCGAUGGCGUGGAUGCGCGGAGUCACGUCGCAGCCCGGCGGCAAGCUGCACUGCCCGCAGUGCGACCACAAGAUCGGGAGUUUCAGCUGGGUUAUGGGUUGCAACUGUCCGUGCGGUCAGAAGGUGGCGCCGGCGUUCUACCUGGUGCCGUCCAAGGUGGAGUGGUCCAACAUCGUGCAGAAUGUGCAGAUUACUGUUUAACUUUGUUCGGAACUUAUUUCGUAUUUUGUUAUAUCAGUCAGUGGCUAUAAAGUUCUAUCGCUUAUUUAUUAACUGUAGUCUGGUCGCGGGACAGAAAGAAGUCGAUUGACCUAUCUUGUCAAUUGACAAAUUAUCUCUUUCAUUGACAGUUCGUAUUCACGCACACGUUAUCAAGUCGGAAACAAUGACAAAGUCAACACACUGAGUCAACAGCAAACAUAUUUUGCGUGCGCGCGUGAAGGAGGCAAGUAUAGGUCAAUCGCCGAAUUUCUUUCUAUCCGGCGACCCGACUCAAAUACAGCGGGGCUAAAAUGGUCACAUUUAGCAAUUC